This is a messenger RNA of Thunnus maccoyii (southern bluefin tuna), 1560 nucleotides long. It is a transcript of the gene ctns, whose product is annotated as cystinosin, lysosomal cystine transporter. NCBI's taxonomy places the organism in Eukaryota, Metazoa, Chordata, Actinopteri, Scombriformes, Scombridae. Bases 115 to 1260 code for a protein of 381 amino acids. Gene Ontology annotation, cellular component: lysosomal membrane. Gene Ontology annotation, biological process: L-cystine transport. The record is from RefSeq and is a predicted model, not a curated record. The transcript is spliced from 11 exons. Gene Ontology annotation, molecular function: L-cystine transmembrane transporter activity.
CUGGAACAAAGUAAAGCACAGAAUCGUUCCGGCCAAUUUCGAUUAGUCUUGUGACCUGCGAAUAAGGAAACGCUCGAAACAGCUGCGGUUGGUAGUAUCCAUCAUUAGGCAGAGAUGGCGGAUCUGGGCUUGACAAAAACAUGGCUACCUGCUCAUCUGCUACUGCUGUGGAUGCUGAUCAACUUAUCUGAGUCCAGAGUGUAUUUGUUUGCUCCUGAUGCUGUCAUGCUUGAGGAAUACUCUAAAGCCAACAUUACCAUCACUUCCAGCUCCCCUGUCAACCAGUCAACUGUGAUUCAGUUAAAUGUAACCUACAGCUCCAAGUGGAACUACUCAUCUGUCAUCACAGUGCCAGAGCAGGUGUUGCUGCCAGCGGAGGCAACCUCAGUCAGUUUCAGUGUGACAGGCAAUGAUGUUGGUCAGGUGACCACAUACCUGCUUAGCAACAACACAGACCUUAACAGUUUGUCCGUCAGGAUCCGCUUUAUGGUUGUCCAUAGCAACAUCUUGUCAGUACUCGGUGAGGUGAUUGGCUGGAUUUACUUUCUGGCCUGGUCGGUGUCCUUCUAUCCACAAGCCUUGGAAAACUGGAGGAGGAAAAGUGUUGUAGGACUCAACUUUGACUUCCUGGCUCUCAACCUAACUGGCUUCAUCGCUUAUAGUGUCUUCAAUAUAGGGUUGUUCUGGGUGCCAGAUAUAAAGGAGGAGUUUCUGAAGAGGAACCCUAAUGGAAUUAACCCUGUAAACGCUAACGAUGUGUUCUUCAGUCUCCAUGCUUUACUGCUCUGUUUGGUCUACAUCAGCCAGGCUGCUGCAUAUGAGAGAGGCGGUCAGAAGGUCUCCUGGACGGCCCUGUUCUUCUUGCUGAUUGGCUGGACAUUUGCCUUGGUCAGCUUAUUUCUUGCUGUAGCCAAACAGAUCAGCUGGUUGGAUUACCUCUACUAUUUCUCCUACAUUAAACUAGCAGUCACUCUGAUCAAAUAUGUGCCGCAGGCAUACAUGAACUACAGAAGACAGAGCACUGAGGGGUGGAGUAUUGGCAACGUGUUGCUGGACUUCACUGGUGGAACCCUUAGUAUUCUACAGAUGAUCCUACAGUCUUACAACAAUGACGAGUGGAGGCUGAUAUUUGGUGAUCCGACAAAGUUUGGUCUUGGUCUGUUCUCUGUGGUGUUUGACAUCCUCUUCAUUAGUCAGCACUACUGUAUCUACAGACGGCCACCACAGUACGAACCUGUUACAGAGCAACAAAAAGACUGAUGCCGACUCUGUUGCUCAAAGUAGUACUCCUGAUAAACCAACAGAUGAUGGAGGCUGCUGAAGAGAAGCCAUGAUGAUCGUGAUCUUUAACUUUCUUCUUGAUAUGUUGCAGCAGAGUUAUUCAGGGCAGGUUUCAUUUGUAUCCAGCUGCUCUGAGCUCAGUUUGCUGCCUUCCAAAAUAUCUCAGGAUCAGCACUUGCCUUUUUUUUUUUUUUUUUUACCACUGUAUGAAUAUUUUGGUUGAUUAAAAGAAAACCAGAUGUAAUGAUGUCAAUGUAAACACUUUCUAAUAAAUACAUU